Molecule: messenger RNA, 2157 nt
Organism: Purpureocillium takamizusanense
Lineage: Eukaryota; Fungi; Ascomycota; Sordariomycetes; Hypocreales; Ophiocordycipitaceae
Exons: 2
Coding region: 266-2149 (627 amino acids)
Biological process (GO): transmembrane transport
Cellular component (GO): membrane
Molecular function (GO): transmembrane transporter activity
Source: RefSeq, a predicted model, not a curated record
GUCACUUUUCUCUUUCCCCCCCUUGGACCUCAACGUGUAAAUGUAAAACGCCACACGCCGAGGAAUUGCAUUGAUUGCCAAGCGUCCUUGUCCUGCCGUUGUCGGACCGUGACAUCGAACGGGUUUUAUGACUACUCGGUAGUUGAGGUUGCAUCGUUCCCGCCAACACUCCCGAGUCCCGACUGGAAGGGCCCAACAGCACAACCCCCCUUAUAUACAGAGGCAGGCAGCUAUCAACACGGCUACGUACGGUCAGUCUCUCGUCAUGACGGCCGCGCCGGCGUCAAAGGCCUCGACGCCAACGCUGGCCGAGGAGGCGCCGCCCGCGACAACACCAACGCUACCCGCCGACGACGGGCAGAGCUGCUACAACGGCACCACCACGUGCCACAGCGUCGUCGACUUUGCCACGUCGAGCACGUUGGGGAAGGAGGAAGGGGAAGACGGGGGUGAUGAGAAGCGGUGGCAGCGGCAGGUCGGCGACGCCUCUCCGUUGUCGUCACCUCGCACAGACGUCGACAACGACAACACCGACGAGGAGGCAGCGGCAGCGGCAGCAGCGGCAGCAACCGGUGCGCACAUGCUCACCGACGCCGACAUCCAGCGCCUCGGCCGCGAGCGCCCCGCCGUCUUCUCCGGGUGGGUGUCGGAGACGCUCUUCGUCUUCACCAUCGUGUCCUCCAUGAUGAUGAGCGAGUACUUCAUCAGCGGCUUCAACAUCAUCCUGCCGCCCGUGUCCGUGGCGCUCAACAUCGCGCCCUCGUCGCGCACCUGGCCCGCCGGCGUCACCAACCUGACCAUCGCCGCGCUGCUGCAGCCGUGCGCCCGCGCGUGCGACAUCUUCGGCGCCAAGCGCGUCUUCCUCUGCGGCCACGCCUGGCUCUUCGCCUGGGCCCUCGGCUGCGGCUUCAGCGCCGACCCCACCGUCCUCAUCGUCUGCCGCGCCAUGCAGGGCAUCGGCGCCGCGGCGUUUCUCCCCGCGGGGCUGGCGCUGCUGAGCGGCGCGUUCCGCCCCGGCCCGCGCAAGAACCUCGUCUUCGCCAUCUACGGCGCCUUUGCCGUCAUCGGCUUCUUCUUCGGCAUCGUGGUCGGCGCCCUCGCCGCAGAGUACCUCAGCUGGCGCUGGUACUUUUGGAUCGGCAGCAUCCUCGUCAUGCUCGUCGCCGUCGUCGGCGCCGUGUACAUCCCCGCCGAGGCAGGGGAGCGGGACCCCGACGCGCGCAUGGACUGGCUCGGCGUGGUGACCAUCGUGCCGGGGCUCGUGCUCGUCGUCUUCGCCUUCACCGACGGCGGGCACGCGCCCCAGGGCUGGCGCACGCCGUACGUCUACGUGACGCUCGUGCUGGGCCUGCUGUUCCUCGCCGCCGCCGUGUACGUCCAGGGCUGGGUCUCGGCGCAGCCGCUGCUGCCGCCCGACCUGUUCAAGCACCGGUGCAUGAAGCGCCUGAUGGCGGGGCUGUUUUGCUCGUACGGCGUGUUUGGGCUGUUUUUGUUUUACGCCAGCUUCUACAUCGAAAACGUCAUGCAAAAGUCGCCCAUCCUCACGGCCGCGUGGUUCACCCCCCUCGCCGCGGGCGGCAUGUUCCUCGCCAUCGCGGGCGGGCUCGUCAUGCACAUCAUCCCCAACCGGCUGCUCAUGAUCAUCUCGGGGCUCGGCUUCUUCGUGUCGAGCCUGCUCUUCGCGCUCAUCCCCGCGCCCGACACGGGCAGGUCGGACUCGUUCCUCUACUGGGCGUACGUCUUCCCGGCCAUGCUGUGCGGCACCAUCGGCGUCGACAUCACCUUCAACGUCACAAACGUCUUCAUCACCACGGCCAUGCCGCGCCGCCACCAGGCCGCCGCCAGCGGGCUCAUCAACAGCCUGCUGUACCUGGGCAUCGCCUUUUGGCUGGGCAUCGCGGAGCUGGCCAUAUCGGCCAAGGUGCAGACCGAGAGCGGCAGCGCCGGGUCGUCGCUCGACGACUUGGACGAGGUGCUGGCGCCGCGCGAGCAGUACCAGAUUGGCUUCUGGACGGGCGUCGCGCUGUCGGCCGUGGCGCUGUCGUUGACGUCGACGGUGCGCAUGGGGCAGGCCGAGGCGGGCCUGACGGCGGACGAAAAGGCUGAGCUGGAGCGGGUGGCGCGGCAAGAGUCGCGCCAGCAGGCGUGAGGGGUUUU